Molecule: messenger RNA, 1101 nt
Organism: Aspergillus calidoustus
Lineage: Eukaryota; Fungi; Ascomycota; Eurotiomycetes; Eurotiales; Aspergillaceae
Source: the annotation of a GenBank genome assembly
AUGAGCAGCUCUGCUUCAUGGCGUAUCACACUCGGAAUCACAUUUCUCUGGGGUCUGCUCCUCGGUAUUGGAAUCAUAUUCUUCCCAGAAAGCCCCCGAUACGAUUAUCGCCAUGGGCGUAUCGACAAGGCCAAAAGCACCAUGGCAAAGCUUUAUGGCGUGCCUCAGACACACCGAGUCGUCGUUCAAGAAUUGGCGGAGAUUAAAGACCAGCUAGAGGCCGAGGGCGCGGCCAAGCGAGGCAUCCAUGGGCUCAUUGAGAUGUUCCAGGGGCCUCGCAUGCGGUACCGAAUCAUUCUAGGCGUUACCCUUCAGGCUCUUCAACAGCUGACUGGCGCAAACUACUUCUUUUAUUACGGCACCGUCAUUUUCCGCGGGGCCGGAAUCAGCAAUUCAUUUGUCACUCAAAUGAUUCUUGGUGGCGUUAAUUUUGGUACGACAUUUGGCGGUCUGUACAUCGUCGAGCACUUUGGCCGGCGCAAGUCCCUCAUCACAGGCGGAAUAUGGAUGUUUUGCUGUUUCAUGGUAUUUGCGAGCAUUGGACACUUCUCUCUAAAUAUUGAUGAUCCCCCUGCUACUCCAGCGGCUGGAAAGGCAAUGGUAGUCUUUGCAUGCUUGUUCAUCACCGGAUUUGCAACCACAUGGGGCCCGAUGAUAUGGGCGCUAAUAGCUGAAAUAUAUCCAACUAGAUACCGUGCAAAGGGAAUGGCGCUGGCUACAGCCUCUAACUGGCUGUGGAACUUCCUUCUAAGCUUCUUCACCCCCUUUAUUACCGGGGCCAUUGACUUUGCAUAUGGCUACGUGUUCGCGGGCUGCCUCUUCGUCGCGGUCCUGGUGGUAUACUUCUUCGUGCUCGAAGGCAAAGGCAAAACGCUCGAAGAGAUAGACAUGAUGUACGUCAUGCGUGUACCGCCCUGGGAAAGCAGCAAAUGGGUUCCACCUCCUCCAGAAGAGCGUGUUACAACGGCGAAUGUACUGGAUCAGAGGGCAGCGAGGAAUAUGGCGGAUGAGGAGGAGCAGGGUAAGCGGGGACAGUAUGGGCCGGGACAUCAGCAUAUUGAUCAGGAUGGAGCUGGCCCGUCAGUAUCAGGAACAGUGUAA